GCGAGCAGCAGCUGGGCGGUCACAUCUGGGAAUGCAAAGCCGACCUCCCCCUCCUCCUCCUCCACCUCCUCCUCCUCUUUCACCCGGGAUCACUUCCGAAACCACUUCGCCUUCAGCCCCUGCCUCGGCCAGAGGGAUUUAUUUAAUGGGGAUGUGUUCAAGGCAAGAGAGAAUUCAGAAGGAUAUCGACGUCGUGAUCCAGAAGUCCAGAGCCGAGAAAGACUGCCUGUUUGCAGAUUUCAGAUACUCAGACUCCACCUUUACUUUCACCUACGUUGGCGGCCCCAAAAGUGUAUCCUACUCAGUACACGUCUCAGAAGACUAUCCAGACAAUACAUACGUGUCAAGUUCAGAAAAUGAUGAGGAUGUACUAGUCACUACCGACCCCAUUCCUGUCAUUUUCCAUAGAAUAGCAACAGAAUUAAGGAAAACAAAUGAUAUUAACUAUUGUUUGUCCAUAAGAUCUAAAUUACAAAAGGAAAAUGGGGAGGAGUCAAGGCAGAAUAGUACAGUGGAAGAAGACUCAGAGGGUGACAACGACUCUGAAGAGUUUUAUUAUGGAGGACAGGUGAACUACGAUGGGGAACUCCACAAGCACCCUCAGCUAGAAGCUGAUCUGUCUGCAGUGAGAGAGCUCUAUGGACCACAUGCAGUUUCUCUCAGGGAAUAUGGAGCUAUUGAUGAUGUAGAUAUUGAUCUGCACAUUGAUGUCAGCUUUCUGGAUGAGGAGAUUGCUGUGGCCUGGGAAGUGAUUCGAACAGAACCUAUUAUUGUCCGACUACACUGUUCUCUUACACAGUAUUUAAAUGGCCCAGUGCCCACGGUUGAUGUCUUUCAGAUUUCGACAAAAGAGCGGUUUGGAUUGGGACAUCAGCUGAAAAAAAUCAUGCAGACGUUUGUUUCUCAGCAGUGGAAACAGAGCAAAGAAAAAUCCAAUUGCCCGCACGGUAAGAAGCUGUCAGAGAAGAAAGUGAAGUCUCCUCUGCAUUUGUUUUCCACCUUGCGCAGGUCGCCCAGCUAUCCUCCCCCUGGUUGUGGCAAAAGCAAAUCCAAACUGAAACCCGAACAAGACGGCAUCUCUAAAACACACAAGUUGCUGCGGAGGACUUGCUCCAGUACUGUCAAAGCUGAUGAUAUGUGUGCCAAGUCACACAGGACUUUCGGGCGUUCGCUGUCCAGCGACCCCAGGGCCGAGCAGGCGAUGUCCACCAUUAAAUCGCACAAACUUCUGGGCCGGCCCUGCCCAACAGCCGGCAAGCCGGAGGACUGCCUCACACUCAAGUCCCAUAAGUUAUUGACUCGAUCUUGUUCUGGAGACCCACGAUGUGAGCACAACACCAACUUGAAGCCCCACAAACUGCUAAGCAGGUCUUACUCCAGUAAUCUCAGAGUGGAAGAGUUAUAUGGGUUGAAAAAUCACAAAUUGCUCAGCAAGUCUUACUCCAGUGCCCCCAAAUCAUCGAAAGCGGAGCAUUUCAAGGAACCCAACGCAGAGGGCAGGAGGCUCUCGCUUACCUCAGGGCUCAUCGGUAUUUUAACACCAUCGUCGUCUUCUUCCCAGCCUCCUACAAAUGGUGCAAAAUGCAUUCCAAUCAGAGACCGCGGCUUCCUGGUGCAGACCAUUGAGUUUGCUGAACAGCGGAUCCCUGUACUGAAUGAAUACUGUGUCGUGUGUGAUGAACCACACGUGUUUCAAAAUGGCCCCAUGCUUAGGCCCACAGUAUGUGAGCGAGAGCUGUGUGUGUUUGCUUUUCAAACCCUGGGAGUGAUGAAUGAAGCUGCUGAUGAGAUCGCUACCGGAGCUCAGGUGGUAGAUCUGCUUGUGUCCAUGUGUAGAUCUGCGUUGGAAUCUCCUAGAAAAGUCGUCAUUUUUGAGCCAUAUCCUUCUGUGGUAGAUCCUAAUGACCCUCAGAUGUUAGCCUUCAACCCCAGGAAGAAGAACUAUGAUCGCGUAAUGAAAGCUCUCGACAGCAUAACUUCCAUCAGAGAAAUGACACAGGCACCCUAUCUGGAAAUCAAGAAGCAGAUGGAUAAACAGGAUCCCCUUGCUCAUCCACUUCUGCAAUGGGUCAUCUCAAGUAAUAGGUCACAUAUUGUGAAACUGCCAGUCAACCGGCAACUGAAGUUCAUGCACACUCCACACCAGUUCCUCCUUCUCAGCAGUCCACCAGCCAAAGAGUCCAACUUCAGAGCUGCCAAGAAGCUCUUUGGGAGCACCUUCGCAUUUCAUGGCUCUCACAUAGAAAACUGGCACUCUAUCCUGAGGAAUGGUCUGGUCGUUGCCUCUAACACGCGUCUACAGCUCCAUGGUGCGAUGUAUGGAAGUGGGAUCUAUCUUAGUCCAAUGUCAAGCAUAUCGUUUGGUUACUCAGGGAUGAACAAGAAGCAGAAGGUGUCAACCAAGGACGAGCCAGCUUCAAGUAGUAAAAGCAGCAGUGCAUCACAGUCUCAGAAAAAAGGACAGCAAUCCCAGUUCCUGCAAAGCCGUAACUUGAAAUGCAUAGCCUUAUGUGAAGUGAUCACGUCACCUGACCUGCACAAGCAUGGCGAGAUAUGGGUUGUCCCGAACACGGACCAUGUCUGUACACGAUUCUUUUUUGUCUAUGAAGAUGGCCAGGUGGGAGAUGCCAAUAUCAACACACAAGAAGGAGGUAUUCACAAAGAGAUACUCCGAGUGAUUGGUAAUCAGACUGCAACUGGUUAAAGGACCACCACAUAACAGGAUUUGAAAGCCUUCCUUGGGUUCAAAGCUGGAUUUUGAACUGAAGAAGAUGACAAAAUAAUUUAUUGUUAUUAUAAACAAAAUUAACCCUUUGAAUACUGAUUUUUUUCUUUUCUUAGUAUUUCUAAAUAUUUCAUUAAAUGCCUAAAAUGGUAUAAGAUUUACUGAUUGUAGGGUUAUGGAAUCUAGUAAAUAAACAUUAAACAGCACUUAAACUGAAGUUUGGGUUGCAUACACAAUAAACAGAUUGAAAAAACAGUUUUGUGCUGAUAUUUUAUAUGAAAUUCUUUAAUUGGACAUUCGGUAUUAUAUACUGCUAUUUUAGGGUACUGAAAUAGAAUUGAGGUCGUUCUAGAAUGGCUUCUAAAUCUGCCAGGCAGUCUGCAAUAAGUACAAUAUCUGCACAUUGCAGUGUACUCAGUCAGUAUGAGUCACAUCAACAUUCGAAUGCCAUAGGAAGGAUAUUCCUAUUCUCCUGUCUUAGAAAAACUGCAGUUAGGUGUGGAGACAGUGCCAUGCCAGAAGGCAUGUAGCAUACCCAUCUGUACAUGUCAUGUUUCAGGAUGUGUGACUGAGCACACACGUGCAUGUUCAUGAAUGUAUUUUGACAACAGAGAUGGAUAGCUUCUUCAUUCUGUCAUUUAGCGAACAGAAAUCAUAAUCAAUAAGCAGUAAGUCUGGACAUAAACCGUGGUAUGAGCCAAAUUUACUAUAGUUCAUUCACAAACACAAAAUAAUUUUACACCCAUUUUUUUCUUGAUAGUUUGAAGAAACAUCCCACUGGUUAAUACAUCUAAUUUAAAAUGUCAUCUGAAAGUCAACUAAGGGAAAAGCAAUGUCCCUGGUGACUUAAGUCUGUAUUUAAAUACCUAGUUGAUUUUUAAAAAGAACCACAUAAUUAACAGAAAGUGCACACUUCUUAUUUCUUCCAAUGGAGUUUAUUUUUACAGUAUCUAUAUUUUUAUAUUUUUCAUCUGCUACCUCUGAUUAUUUUUUUUUCAUAUUGAGAAAGAAGGUAGACAUUGAAGCGUCUUUUACAUGAAAAGAACACACGCUCACAGAGAAAACUCACCCCGAUUUGCAGCACUUCUUUGUUGAGUCACACACUCAUCCAAUCCUUUCUGUUUCUUUGAUUCUGAGAUUCAUAGGCCUUUCAAGUUUGAACUGACAUUGUUUAUUUUGCUAUAUGAAUGAUGCCUUUGGAAUCAGGCCAUUCACGGAAGCAAUUUAAUUAUUAAAUCUGCCGCUCUAUUUAAACCCUGAAUCAAGGCUCAUAUCUGAUUUUAAUUUAUGUAAACAGAAAAAAACUACAAAUGUGUCAUCAUGUGCAGGUGUGAUGUGACAACUUGUAUGCUUAUUCCCUUUGGCAUAAAAGAUGAGAGAAGGGUCGUCAUACAUGUUGUCAAGGGCUGCAGUAGGAAGAUAUUACUGAUCAUUUGUUUCCCUUAUACUGUAAAUAAUUGAAAUGCCACCAAUUCUGAAAAAAAAAACAUAGAUUCGAAGAGGUUAGGAUACAAAUCAGUUUAAUAGUGUCUGCUCAAAGAACCAUCGAUUUGUUAUGACUUGUCCCUCUGAGCUACGGAGUAAUAUCAGCAUGUUAGCUCCUCUAUUGAGUGUUCAGUGACCAGUUAUUUGAAGACUUGGGUGGCAUGAGAAUAACCAUUUGCUUCUUUCUACCAGACCUCCUAAGUCAUUGUAAUAAUAUUUUGAGAUAUUUUCUAGGCAACAAGAAAGGAAGUAAUUUUAUGGAACAUUCUACAUCUGAUAAUAUAAAGAUGUAAUUCCUAAAUUUAAAAUGGAGGCUUGUCUUGGGAUCCUCCUACUAGAUCACCAGCGAGGAACCUCUGAAAAGUCUGAAAAAUGCCUCCUAGCUUAAUUGAAAAGCCCUGAUCUAACCAGUUAUGGCUUUGUUUAAUAGUUGGGUUGCAGUACUAGGAUCUGAACCAGAAGGGAAACCUGUACUUGCACUCAAGGGAGAUAAGAGGAGGGAAAACUGGCAUCGAAAACUUCUACUGCCAAUUUAAGAGUACAAGAAAACUUGCCUAUUCAAGUAGAAAAGUAAUUGGUAGUUUAAUUCCCAUUUAAUACAACACAGAGAUGGGCAUUUUAUGAUCAUUAAAUGAGAUAUCUUUAAAAUGAUCAUCGAGUUGUAUUACUUUCCCAGAAUUAGAUUCCCACAAUUGCAUCAGAACUUUUAUAAGCAAAUACUCUAAAAAGAGUAAAACUUUUAUUGAACUUUUGAAAUUGGAACUCUUAUGAUACAUUAAUGAAAAUGCUUAUAUUUCUAAAGGAUGUAAUUUCUACUAAUACCAUUAGUAGGUGAGUACCUUAUUUCCAAAACUCAAGGUCUCCAAAAAGUUCACAAGCAAUUAUCAGCCUAUGACUCAGUUGCCCUAUUAGGGUGAUUGUACUUGAUGACUCUAGACAUUUUAGAUAGUAUUGCAGUUUAAUGGAAAUCUAUCCAUUGCCUUUAUAACAGUAAUAUUAUUUCUGUGGUCAUUGCUACUCAGUACUACCCAUUUGUGAAAUAGAGUAGGGUCCAUUCUUUCUCAUAUUGCUAAUUUUAUGAAACUUCUCAUUAGGAAACAUUCUUCCCCUUUCACUACAAAAUAGAGAUGAAAUGACUGGAAAUUGAAGCAGAGAAAAAAUGUAAUGAGAUAUAAAUAAUCCAGUAAAGGAGAAUGUGUCACAGUGAAGCACUUUGAUGUGCCCAGGAGUACCAGGCUGGUAGUUCAUCUCAGUCAGAUGUGGGGUUUGAAGAUUUUUUUAUUUAAACUUGAAUUUUAAAGAGUGCUGAAUCCUUAGAGUUACUGUGAAACACUGUGUAAAAAUAAGAGAUGAAUCCAAACUGAUAGGAUGGUUCCUCUUCGGAAAUUUUAAGAAUUUGCCAUAGAAGUCACCCAAUUUUCUACUCCUCUACUGAUUAAACGUGAGCAUUUAAUAUGGAAUUCUAAAAUCUUUAAUAUCACUUGAAGACUUUUAGCAGUGCAUUCCUUACUGAUGUUUCAUAAAUCAUAACUUGUUUCAGGACAUGCAGUUGCAGAAAGCAUUCAGGACAAACUCAUCCACAACUUUCAUCACAUAAUAAUUUAAUAUUGUGAAGGUCCACUCAACCUUAGAUCAUCUCUCAUCCAAAUAAAUAGAGAUAUCAUGGUCACAUUUGAAGCACAUUAAAGAAACAUCCUAUUCUAUUGGCCUGCUGAAUUCUUCAUUCUAACACUACCUCAGCACUAAAGACUGCUUAUCUGCAGUCUUGACUGCUUAUCAAAGCAAAUUGGUUUCCAGAGUAAGGGACAUACAAUUUUACAGACAGAAGUCAUCAAAUAAAUCAACAGUUGAGACCAUACGUGACACAGACAUUGCUGGCUGCUUCCUAGCGGCUGUAGCGUUGGCAUCUUAGUCACAUCGAUUAAUGACAUAGUUAACGAGUUAUUGCAAAGUCUAAGUGGCAUAAUUAGAAGUUAAUUAGUUCACUGUAAGGUUCGUUUUCUACAUGGGCCACUUUCAUGUCCCAUCACUUAAGAGCCACAAGCAGUUAUGCACACUAAAGGGUUAAAGAGUUUAAAGAGCAAAACAACAAAGUAACCCCAGUUGCUGUGCUAGAAUGACAAACUGAAUAUUCAAACAUGUUGGCAACUCUUGCCAAUGAAAUUUUUGUCAGAUCAUCUAUGGAUUUGAUGUAUAUUAUUACCCAGUAAAUUUUUCUUGGGGACUUUGUACACACCAUGAAAUAUAGACUUAAGUUUUUUUGUCGGUCAAAAGUAUUUCAAGUAGCUUUUAGACAAAACAUAUCCAUAAGUGUGAAAAAGCUGUCUUGACAAAUAGAUUACAUUACACAUUUACCAGCAAGUCAGUAAAAAAAUAGUACUUAUUUACAUAGUCAACAUCAUUUAAUGUUCUAAAAACAGUUUCUUCAAUCUGCCCAAUACUUAAUGUAUCAUUUGAGAUUUUUAAAAACUGCAGCCACUCCUUUAUGUAAACAUUAAGAUAUGCCUAUGUUUCUUUGAGAAUACAACCUUCUUUACAAGAAAUUUCUUGACUUUUGUGCACAGAAUAGUAUUGCAACCUGCUAUUUAGCCUUUGGUGCCUUAGAGUUAUUCUAUUUAACAAUAUGUACAUAAUGUAAAUACUGCCAAGAGAUCAUUAAGGCCAAAUAUUUUCUCUAUUCACUUUUUAUUGCACUUGCUUUCUAUUGCUCCCUCAGCCUCUUUUAUCCAGCUUUGUAAUAGUUCUAACAUUGUAGCCAAUGUAAAUGUUUACUUUCAAUAAACCUGGAUUU
Messenger RNA from Mastomys coucha (southern multimammate mouse), 7001 nucleotides. It is a transcript of the gene Parp8, whose product is annotated as poly(ADP-ribose) polymerase family member 8. Gene Ontology annotation, molecular function: NAD+ poly-ADP-ribosyltransferase activity; kinase binding; protein serine/threonine kinase activator activity. The record is from RefSeq and is a predicted model, not a curated record. Gene Ontology annotation, cellular component: endoplasmic reticulum tubular network; intracellular anatomical structure; membrane. NCBI's taxonomy places the organism in Eukaryota, Metazoa, Chordata, Mammalia, Rodentia, Muridae. Gene Ontology annotation, biological process: endoplasmic reticulum unfolded protein response. The transcript is spliced from 27 exons. Bases 32 to 2704 code for a protein of 890 amino acids.